CCGGCGAGUGAUAACUUCCGCCUUUCCUCACGGCCGUCCAUUCAAGGUCGACAGCCGGAACUUUCUGCGCUCGCCUUCGCAACGGCAGGGCCGCGGGGGCUCUCAUCGUCUGCGCUCAUUCGGAAGCCAUCUUGCGUCGCGUCGACAUCCACCUAAGAGAGCCACAUCGUAUAAGUAACCAGGCGCCUGGAGUUCACUCGCCGAUCUUUGGAAAUGGAUCCACUGACCGCGCAGCAAACGGCCGCGUACUUGGCUCGUAUCGGCGUUCCCAAGCGAGAGCCCUUCACCGCAAACAUCGACACGCUUCGUACUCUCAUGGAAGCGCACCUGCAACGCGUGACCUUCGAGAACGUCGACGUCUUGCUGGGCCGAACAAUUGCACUCGAUGUCAACUCGCUGUUCGCCAAGAUUGUCGAAAGCGGACGCGGCGGCUACUGCUUCGAGCUCAACUCACUGUUCGCCCGUCUUCUCCAAGCGCUGGGCUACCGGCUUCGUCUUCGCGCGGCUCGCGUUCGCAGGGGUCUUCCUCGGGAUGCACCGAUGCCGCUGCAGCAGCACGUGGUACUCGUAGUGGAGCUCCCUGAGGGCGACCACCUCGUCGACGUCGGAUUCGGUUUGGCCACUCCGUACUUUCCUCUGCCCCUGAAAGAAACGGAAGAGAACGCCGACCACCCGUACAGGCUACGGAUGCUGGGCGCUGACGAAGACUGCGACCCGGGUACGCUGGAACUUUGCGUCCGAGGCCGCGAUGACUGGAUACAGAUGUACCGCAUCGAACCCCGUGAUCAGCGUUGGCGUGACUGCGUGCCCCUCAACUGGUACACGUGCACUAAUCCCGAUUCUAUAAUGCGACGUAUGCUCAUGAUGGGUCGCACUGAUGGCGAAGCAUGGCUAACCUUGUUCAACGGUCGCUACAGGCGCCGCCUGCGUGGUUCUGGUUGCGACGCCGUAGAGAAGCGGGAUAUAAGGGAUGCCGACGAAUUGCUUAACCUUAUGCAGAAUAAGUUCCACCUUCGCUUGUGUUCCGAGAAAGAUUUGGAAGCCCUGCGUGCUGUCUUGGCAACGCUUGUCGUCGAGGAAGCUUGACAUUGCACAAUUGACGGCUGUCGUGUUGUGAACACGCCGAACUCCCAUAAGCGACAGACGUUGGGGGGCCUUAACGACGUACAGAGGACGGGAACUGUAGGUAAUGCUGCAGGAACAACUGCUACGUACUAUCAUUACUGAAUGCUUGAGUGCAGCGCGCAUAGUAAUCGAUCUUUCAGUAUUUUUUAGCGACGAGACCUACGCGCUAAUUACGACCUGCACACACUAUACUACGCUAUAUUUUUCUGCUGUGAUGACGCCUUGAGACAAGGGUAAAUCCAUGAUAGCAACAGCGGAGUGGGGAUUGGAGAGUAGCAUCAAAGCAAAACAGAGAGAAAAUUAACGGGCAUGUUAGAAUUGUAGGGAAACUACGUAAUAAAUAAGCGGUUAAUUAAAUUCCGUACAAGUGAAUGCGGAGCGUACAGUUGUUUUUCAUCCUAGGCGACGUAUAACAUGAUGCAGUGUUUAUGCAGUGCACCAUUCACAAGUUGCGGUGAAGAACAAAAACCAAAUCAGGCGGGUACUCGCUGUGAGCCAUCGACGCAGCGACGUCACGAGGACCACGGCGAUGUAUAUUUGUCCAAGGAAGAAGGCUGAUGAGAAGUACAUGAACAAAGGAUUGCACACACGUAAAUAGUAGGGAUGUUCGUUUAGUGGAAUCGCCAAAUUGAACACGAAUAUUCGAGGGAAGCGACAUUGUAAUAGUGAAUCGAACAUAUAAUAUUAUCACAUUUCUCAAUAAACUGAAUUAUAAUGUU
Molecule: messenger RNA, 1844 nt
Organism: Dermacentor silvarum
Lineage: Eukaryota; Metazoa; Arthropoda; Arachnida; Ixodida; Ixodidae
Product: arylamine N-acetyltransferase
Exons: 2
Coding region: 214-1086 (290 amino acids)
Molecular function (GO): acetyltransferase activity
Source: RefSeq, a predicted model, not a curated record